This is a messenger RNA of Porites lobata, 5228 nucleotides long. Lineage: Eukaryota; Metazoa; Cnidaria; Anthozoa; Scleractinia; Poritidae. The record is from the annotation of a GenBank genome assembly.
AUGGCUAUCUACCCGCUUAAUAGAAACUACACAACCGAAGAUUUACUUCGAAGGCCGGAAAUCAAGGGCGUCGCCCAUAAUGUUGAGCUCGUGGAUGGGCCGUACAACGUACCUGAUGGAGCCUAUCAAUUUAAAGGCCAGGCCAACAGUUACAUCGAGUUUCCAAAUGGUAACCUCAUACUAGACGCUAAGUACUCAAUCACGCUUAUGUGUUGGGUUAAACCCGGGGACAAAGACGGACCGCUUUUUAACUACAAUAAGAACGAUUGGGGCGUUCACAUCUGGCUCGCCCAAGCAGGAAGGUUCUUCGUAAGAAUCACCAAAGCUGGCUCGCACGCUUUUCAUCCAUUUGUACAGACAGUUAAUCCUCUUCCCAUUGGAAAGUGGGCUCAUGUUGCAGCCACGUACGAUUUCAAUACUGGUUACAACGCCAUAUAUGUCGACGGGGUACUACAAGCUCCUAGUAAAAAUGUUGGUAGGGGGUCGCCAUCGAUACCUAUCUCGACCAACGACCCUGAAGUUCGAAUGGGUGCAAGGCUAAGCGAUGGCAGAUACUUCAACGGAGCAAUUUGUCAGAUGGGAAUAUGGAAUGUUGCGCUUACCCAAGAACAGAUAGCGGUGGAGAUGAGAAAGAAAGGUAAUUGAAAGCCCGAGCGCGCGUGUCUGCCAACUUGUCAUACCUCCAUGUGAGCAAAAUUCACCAUUUUUACGUAGACCUAGAUGCACCAUGUUCACCCCUUAACUCAGUUUUGCGAUACUGAAAUUGCCUAAAAUGUUGAAACCUUCGCUAACUUGCAGAGCUCGCAGGGAUAAAUCAUAGUUUAUCUAGUGGAUAACGUAAUUGGUUUCCCUAAUACUUAUCUGGUUUAUACUAAUACAUGAGAAAUUUCUGCAAUUUGAUUGGCUUAGAGCAGUGGUAUUACAGCUUAAUUUAAAAUACCUACAUGUAAAAAAUUUCAACCUUUUAAGGGUAGUAGUAUAAACAAAUGCAUGAUUUGUACUUGAUAUUUGGCAUAAAAACCACUCGUGAUAUUUCAAACCUGUCUCAAAUUUCACUCGCCUAACGGCUCGUGAAAUUACGUAUAACAAUUUUGAAAUAACACUCGUGGUAUUUAUGCCAAAUAUCACUACAAAUCAUGCUAUUACCUAUACAAAUAGCGCUACCCCGUGGGGUACUUCCCAUGGUAGCCUAUACAGGGAGGCUCCGCCCGAAAGGGGUACCUUUUUUCAGGCUUCAGGUAUAUGAAAGGGCAGGGAUUUCCUUAGUUAAAAUAUAUAUGGAAAGGUAGGGAAAUCUGUCAUUUGGGUCCGUGAAAGGGUCCAAAAGGGCUAACAAAUGAAUUAAUGGUUGUAUAAAGUCGAGAAAACGUUCUAUUUUGUAAUUGAUUACUAUUUAAAAGACAGUGCAUUUACAACAGUCAAAAGAGAUGCAAAGUUCUAAACAAGGUAUGUGAAAGGGGUACCAUUUGUCAAAAGAAGGUAAACGAAAGGGGUACCUUUUCGUAAAAAAUGGUAUAUAAAAGUUGGACCUCGGGGCAGAGCCUCCCCGUAUAAACAUUUGUUGAGUACCAUCCCGGGCGCUAGCCAACGUUUGAACAACUAGGGCCAGAUGACCUAGUUUAUUGUGUUACUUAUCAAACAGCUAUACGACAACCAAAGCUAUGCGACAUCAAUCCCUGUGAACAUGGAGGGACAUGUAUGAAUGAUGGAAACAGCUUCAAAUGUGUUUGCCCUGAAGGAUAUACCGGACGGACGUGCGGACAAGGCAAGUAAAGACACUAUUAGCGCUCUAAAAAAAACAUCUUCAUAAAUUUGGCAUGGGAACUUGUAUGAAGUUGGACCCUACAUUAAGCAAAUAACCAGUGUUUAUAUAAUUAUUAUUUAUAACUAGCUGGCACUGAUCAUUAUUUUAAUGAUACGAACAUAUAUCAUCUCGAUACGAUGGUAUGUUUAAAAAUCAUUCCAUAAGCGCGCAUUGAAUAUGACACGGUAGCGAAGCGUCGAGUCAGCUUAACUAAUGUCAAAUACAACAAGCGCGCUUUUUAUUGAAAAUCGCCGCUUAAAAGAAUAUCGAUAAACCUUUCUGAUUGUUCCAGGGAGGCGAAUAUCAUAUAUAUUUCUGUCAAAGAAGGGCGAUUAUUCGAGGGAGGCGAUUAAUCGAGUAAUCAUAACUAUAACAAAAUUGUCAAAUCUGAUUGGCUCUCAACUGCCCUGAUUUCAGCCUUAAUUGGACAGUUUAAUAGGACAGUACGCGCCAUCACGCGCGCGCUUAAAUGGCUUUUUUUUCACUGCUAGCAAAACAAAAUUUCGAAUUUCUUGUGUUUUGGUUUAAAAAAUAGCCUAUUGUAUCACACAUUUUGUUAAAGUUAUGAUUAAUUGGUAACAGAACUUCGUGUCGUCCAAUUCAGUCUGUAAUCAUACUCGUGAUUAAACAAAUCGGACUCCCGCUACGCGGUCGUCCGAUUUUGUUAAUCACUCGUAUGAUCACAGACCGAAUUGGACUCCACUCAGUCCUGUUACCAUUACGAACGGCUAUUAUUAGGGAAAAUACGAUACCCUCCUCCGGUGGUUCAUUUGAAAUACAGGAUGGGCAACUGUAAAACCCCCUUAAAACACCCGUUACAUAGAUGUCUGAUUGUCUGUGUACUAUUAAUGUACCUUAAUAGUACUCCCACUCCCAGUUGUGCCACCUGCAUUGGCUAUCUACCCGCUGAAUGGAAACUACACAACCGAAGAUUUACUUCGAAGGCCGGCAAUCAAAGGCGUCGCCCAUAACGUUGAGCUCGUGGAUGGGCCGUACAACGUACCUGAUGGAGCCUAUCAAUUUAAAGGCCAGGCUAACAGUUACAUCGAGUUUCCAAAUGGUAACCUCAUACUAGACGCUAAGUACUCAAUCACGCUUAUGUGUUGGGUUAAACCCGGGGGCAAAGACGGACCGCUUUUCAACUACAAUAAGAACGAUUGGGGCGUUCACAUCUGGCUCGCCCAAGCAGGAAGGUUCUUCGUAAGAAUCACCAAAGCUGGCUCGCACGCUUUUCAUCCCUUUGUACAGACAGUUAAUCCUCUUCCAAUAGGAAAGUGGGCUCAUGUUGCAGCCACGUACGACUUCAAUACUGGUUACAACGCCAUAUAUGUCGACGGGGUACUACAAGCUCCUAGUAAAAAUGUUGGUAGGGGGUCGCCAUCGAUACCUAUCUCGACCAACGACCCUGAAGUUCGAAUGGGUGCAAGGCUAAGCGAUGGCAGAUACUUCAACGGAGCAAUUUGUCAGAUGGGAAUAUGGAAUGUUGCGCUUACCCAAGAACAGAUAGAAGUGGAGAUGAGAAAGAAAGGUAAUUUGAAAACCCGAUCGCGCGUGUCUGCCAACUUGUCAUACUUCCAUGUAAGACAAAUUCACCAUUUUUACAUAGACCUAAAUGCACCCGUUAACUCAGUUUUGCAAUACUCAAAUUGCCUAAAAUGUUGAAACCUUCACUAACUUCCAGGGCUCAGUUUUCAAACGGUGGGCAACCGGCUUUCCACCGGACAAAUCGUAAUUUAUCCGGUGGAUAACGCAAUCAGGGUUUCCCUAAUGCUUAUCCGGUAAAUAGUGCUAUCCCCGGGGGGUACUCUCUAUGAUGACCUAUACAGGGAGGCUCCGCCCGAAAGGGGUACCUUUUUCAGGCUUCAGGUAUAUGAAAGGGUAGGGAUUUCACUUGUUGAAGUAUAUUUAAAUGUAGGGAAAUCUGUCAUUUGGGUCUGUGAAAGGGUCCAAAAGGGCUAACAGAUGAAUUUAUGGCUGUAUAAAGUCGAGAAAACGUUCUAUUUUGUGAUUGAUUACUAUUUAAAAGACAGUGCAUUUACAACAGUUACUGAGAGAUGCAAAGUUCUAAACAAAGUUUGUGAGAGGGAUACCAUUUGUCAAUAGAAGGUAAACGAAAGGGGUAUCUUUUUCUUGAAAAAUGAAAAUAAAAGUUCGAUCUCGGGACAGAGCCUCCCCAUAUAAACCUUUGUUGAGUACCACCAGGAGCGCUAUGUGGACGUUUGAACAACUAGGGCCAGAUGACCGAGUUUGUUGUGUUACUUAUCAAACAGCUAUACGAGAACCAAAGCCAUGCGACAUCAAUCCCUGUGAACAUGGAGGGACAUGUAUGAAUGUUGGAAAGAGCUUCAAAUGUGUUUGCCCUAAAGGAUAUACCGGACCGACGUGCGCACAAGGCAAGUAAAGAUACUAUUAGUGCUCUAAGAAUAACAUCAUCUGUGAUAAAUUUGGUAUGGGAACUUGUAAGAGGUUGGACCCUACAUUAAGCGAAUAACCAGUGUUUAUAUAAUUAUUAUUUAUAACGAGCGGGCACUGAUCAUUAUUUUAAUGACACGAGCAUAUAUCCUCUCCAUACGAUGGUAUGUUUAACAAUCAUUCCACAAGCGCGCAUUGAAUAUAACACGGUAGGGAAGCGCCGAGUCAAGUACAACAAGCGCGUUUUUCAUUGAAAAUCGCCGCUCAAAGAAUAUCGAUAAGCCCUUCUGAAAUUAUUUCUUUAAAAAAAGAACGGUGAAAAACAAGGGACUUUCUCUUCAGUCACAUGUCACUAAGAUUCAGGGGCACCCAUGCAACGACAAUUUUCGGAAAAUAUCUGUUCGGAAGACGAUUUGAGAUCUAGAAUUUUCGGAACAUUUGUUGUAAAAUUUCUUGCUUGCCUGCCUCUCCUAGGAUUUUCGAACAUCUAAAUAACGGUAUGAUUGCCUAUUUUUAACGGAUUUUUACCCUAAAAAGGUCACCUAGAAUUUUCGGGAGCCUUUUUUCUGGCUGAAAUUUUCGAAAAGGUAAGUUUUGAUCGCUAUAAUUUUCGGAUCACUAGACUUUCAGCUAGGAAAUCAGAACAGAUGAAAAAUUUUUAGGGGAUGAAAAUAUGCCUAUAUCUACCGUUUAAAUACUAAAAUACGUUUAACAAUGCUUUGUUUAAGUGGUUUGAACUAUAUUCUCGUUGGGUGCCCCUGAAGAUUGUCCCCAAGCACAAUUUAGGGAUAAUAGUGCUCUCAAUUUCAUUUGUCGCCAGAUAACCACCUGAAAUGUACUCCACCUAAUCCAUUACGAAUGGAAAGGAAGUCAAUGAGAGAAAACAUUUGAAAGUGGCGAUUUUUGUUUACUUUCAUUUCUUAAUGAUAUAGACAUCGAUGAGUGUGCUUACGAAAAAGGCGGCUGCCUAGAUAUUCGUGUGAAUACAGUUGGAAGCUACUAUUGUUCAUGA